This is a messenger RNA of Arvicola amphibius (Eurasian water vole), 3465 nucleotides long. RefSeq names its product activity-dependent neuroprotector homeobox protein 2-like. Bases 28 to 3465 code for a protein of 1145 amino acids. Gene Ontology annotation, biological process: regulation of gene expression. The transcript has 2 exons. Gene Ontology annotation, cellular component: nucleus. Gene Ontology annotation, molecular function: DNA binding. The record is from RefSeq and is a predicted model, not a curated record. NCBI's taxonomy places the organism in Eukaryota, Metazoa, Chordata, Mammalia, Rodentia, Cricetidae.
CCUAUUGCAGGGCGCACCGCUUCCGCCAUGUUUCAAGUUCCCGUGGACAGCCAGGACUUCAUCAGGAUCCUGCGGCCGUGGGUGAAGAGCGUUCUCCAGGACGUAGGGCUGCAGAGCUGCCAGGGGUCCUUGCAGGCCCUUCAGGCCUUUGCCCCCGGGGACAGGUACUUCCUCAAUACCUCCUGGCCUGAUGUGGCCCCCAGGGGGCUUUUCAGACGGAAGCUGGGAUACCGAACCAAGCCGUACUGCUGUAGCCUCUGCCAGUACUCAGCAGACUUGUUCUCUUCUCUCAAAAACCAUCUGCAUCGGUGCCACGAAGACGAGGCCGACCAAGAGCUGCAGAUCCAGUGCCCUGAUUGCUCAUUUGUUUCACGGCCCAGUGUGGUGAGCAGGCACUUCUCGUUAUUCCACGAGAUGGCCAUGCAGGAUCAGAGCACCCAGGAUGGGAAACCCUUGAAGGGCUACAUAAAACAGUUCACGUGUUUGAAGUGUAGCUUUUCCAAUACCACCUUCGGUAGCAUGAAGAAGCACGUGCUGCUCACCCAUUUUCAGUUCUUACUUAGUGCCUACGUUGGAUUUCAGAGUCAGGAAGAACAGGCGCAGCCAGAAGCCAACACUCUACCUGCUGGGAGAUACUAUUGUAAAAAGUGUGGUGCCACUGUGUGCAGCCAGGAUGGUCUGAUGUCCCAUAUUCUGACAUCAGAUCUACACAAGGACUUGGAAAAUAAGCUGCGGUCUGUGAUCUCAGAACACAACAAGCGGCCUGGGCUUCAGAAGCAGGCGCCCGUUGCUCCAAAGCCACAGGCAGGCUUGGCCAGGCCAGCAAACAGCAGUGCUGCACGCACCACUGCUCGGGCAAAGCCACGUCGGUCCCGCCCUGCCGUGUCAAAGAACACUCCAAGUCCAGCCAUUGCGAAGUCAGUGACCUUGGCCCAGCCUGUGACCACUGCCCAGGUACAGCCACCAGUGGGGGUCCCAGGCACUUCCUGGAGCCUCACUGAUUCUGUGCCUACUGCUGCCCAGUCCCACAUGGCUGUUGUCUCCAGCCCUCUACCGGUGGGCCAGAUCAGCCUCACACUGCAGUCUCCAGCUCCCUCGACUGUGCUCCCCUCAGGCAGGGCUUCACCUAAUAAGCCUAUCAACCUUCCUGCACUACCCGUGAGUCAGCCCCCUGGGCCUGUGAAAAAGUCUGUUAGAAUGAGCGAUCUCCCAGUGAGUCAACCCAUGGGAUCUGAAAGUCAACCAGCAAGACCUCUGGUGAGAUCAGUGAGGCCAGCAAGCAGGCCAGUGGAGCCCACAAGCAGACAGAUCAGGCCUGGUACCCUAUCUUCUGGUGUUUCUGCCAGUUCUGGGGUUCUGCAGACCACAUCACCAGGAGCAAUUUCUGUGGGUCAGGUGGUCUCAUUGUCAGUCCUUCCUGAAGGUCAGAUGUCCCCUGCUUCUGUGAUUCCUGUACAGCUAGCAGCUUCUGGGGUCCUUCCCACUGGCCCAGCAGUCCAGCCCAGGGUUCUCCAUGUAGACCAGGCUGCCUCAGCACAGGCUCGCCCCUCUUGUCAGACAGUGUCCUUUAGGGUUCUCCCUGCAGAGCAAGUGGUAUCAUCUGGGUUGCUGUCUCCCAAACAGCUGAUGAUCUCAGAUGUCCCUGUGAACCAGGAUGUGAGCUCUGGUAUUCCUCUGCUUGGUCAGCCUGUUACAUCAGGAGUCCUUCCUGCAGGCCCACCAGCUAGACCCAGUGUGCUCCAGUUUAGUCAGUCUGUUGGCACUGGCAUCUCGCCAGUGAGCCAGCCAGUGAGAGCUGAAACGUCACAGAACACCAUGUUCCCCAAGUCAGGCACUGUUUUCAGGAAGCUCCUCCAGACAGGGACACAGGUUAAUGGGAAACCCAUUUACAUGCUGGACCCAGUGCCUGUCACUCUGCCUAUUAUUCCUCAGGGUGCUAGCAUCCUGAUUGUCACUCCAUCCCAGGUGCCCAACCAAGCCCUGUCCUCCAGUGUGGGUCCACAGAUGUCCAGUGCUUUACCCAGCUUGCCCUCCUCUCAGGGGCUGGUAAACACUGCAGACCAGAAUAUAUUUGUUCAGGUCUCUUUACCCGAGGUCGAUGUGAAUAUGGUUGUCAGACAGGCCAAGCAGUGGAAAACCUGCCCAGUUUGCAAUGUAUUCUUCCCGUCCAAUGUCUACCAGGCUCACAUUGAAGUGGCUCACAAACCAAGUGAGUCCAACUCCAGUGAGAAGCAUGAGCCAGUAAAGCUGGCAGUAUGUGCGCCAUUUCUGAAGUGGACAAUGGAGAAGGCCAUGCGGUGCCUCUCCUGCAAAUGCUUGGUCUCAGAGGAGGAGCUAAUGUACCACUUGCUCACACAUGGCUUGGGGUGCCUGUUUUGCUCAUUUGCUUUCCACAGCCUGCAGGAUUUCUUGGAGCAUAGCAGAAUUAAACACCAUGGGAGGAGGAAGCUGUCUUUGGAAUACAGUAACAGGGGCUUCCAGUUGAGCCUGGAUGCUAAUGGCGAUCUGUUGUUCCCCUAUCUUGAUUUCAUCAUCACUCUGCCAAGAGAGAAGGUGGGAGAACAGGAAGUCUGCCUGGCUAUCCUCUCAGGGAUACAUUCCACAUCACUGGUUCCCUUGUAUGUUAAGGUGAGGCCUCAGGUUAAGGAUGUACUUAAGCUUCUCAGCAAACAAGAGCUGACCUGUCCCCUCUGUUUGAGCACAUUCACGAUAACCGAGACCUACAUGUUACAUUUGAAGGACAGACACCAUGUUAUGCCGACAGCCUAUACAGGAUUCAAUUCUCCUGCCUUCAAGUGUGUCCACUGUUGUGGGGUCUACCCUGGAAGCUUAACUACAGCAGCCAUCACUCUGCAUUUGCUGCAUUGUGAAUGUGCUCCCAAAGGCAACAGCUUAGACCGACAAAUUGGGUCUGGUUUUGUUGCAGGGAGUGAACUGCAGUUCGUCAAUGGGGAAAGGAUUCCUGAUUCUAAGUGUCCAGUAAAGAGAAAGUGGCAAGAUGGCCAUCUGGGGGCAGAAGACGAGAAGGGGAAUGAGAAAGUUUCCUUGCCUGUCCUAAAGGGUGAUGCAGCAUCAGGUUCAGAGGAAGGGACUAGUGCUAUGCCUUUGAAGAGACAAAGGGUUGAAAGUACAACGAAUGGACUGGUUGAUGAUGAUAAUUUAUUCCACAUCCUAGCAUUAGAUCCUAGAAAAUACAAAGACUGUUCCUAUGAGAAAAAAAGGCAGUUUCUUAAAGAGUAUUUCCAUAAGAAACCAUAUCCUAGCAGAAGAGAAGUAGAACUGUUGUCUUUAUUCUUGAAGAUGGAAAGAGUUAAUGUGGCUUUGUUUUUUGGAACAAGAAGAUAUAUUUGUUUGAAAGCAAUAGAAGUCCACAGACCCUCAGUACUUCUAGGCUUUGAUACGUCUCAACUUAAAAAUGUUAAACACAGACUGAGCUUUGAGUGUGAACCACAAAACUCAGCUUAA